GGGGGUGAAUAAGCUCCCACAGUUUACAGUUGGAGCAGGACAAGAAGGAGCCGGGCUCACUCCAGGGACAAAGCACCAGAAGUAAAGCUGUUUCAAUCCGAACCGGGAGCGGCGGGGGGAGGACGAGCCAAGUCAGAACACUGCACACCUUGUUGCGUUUAGAGCGGCGAACGGAGCACUCUGCCAUGCCAGCCGCUGUCUGCAGGCGGGAUGGCAGGAGGAGCCGGAGCUUGACUUGCAGACGUCGCCCUGCUGGUUCGCUCAGCGGACAGUUAAUUGUCACCUGGGGGCAGCUAUAAGCGGCAGCUCGGGGCAGCGCGGCGGCUUUCUGGAGUCCGCUUUCAGAGGAGCCGCAGGAGCAGCUGGUGGAUGUUGCGCCAUGGAGAUGAAGAGGAAACUUCGAGCCAUGCUGAUGCUCAUAUGGAUCUUCCCAGGUGACACCCGAAAGGUGGAGAUGCCCAGCAGAGAGAUGGAGGUGGUGAAGGGCCAGCUGGUGGUGUUACAGGCCUGGUACAGCCCCAGCUCCGACAUCUCCCAAAACACCGUCAUUUGGCACUUUACAGGGAACGAUUCCAAGCAGGUGAUCAACUUUAGUUCAGGGAAAGUUGGGCACGGACAAAACGAGUUCACCAAGAGAGUGGGCUUCAGUGUGACCAUGCCCUCCGCCAACCUGUCCAUCUACAUCAACAACACGCAGGAGAGCGACUCGGGCCUCUACUUCUGCCACGUCAUCGUCCCCGGAGGGCGCGGCAUUUCCGGAGAGCUGCGGCUUAACGUCAAAGUCCCGCCCUCGCCGCCCCUGUGCAGCAUGACGGGGAACCCGGUGGUGAAGGGCAACGUGACUCUGAGCUGCCAGUCCAGCCAGGGAAAACCCGCCCCUCACUACAAGUGGACCAAGGCCGCGCCCACGUCCGAGGUCUUUUUCUCCCCAAUGCAAAAUGAGAGACACGGCACCCUAAGGCUGAGCAACCUCACCAAAGGCAUGUCGGGGAAGUACAUCUGCCGAGCCAGCAACACGGCCGGCUCCGACAGCUGCUCCAUUAACCUGGAGGUCAUCACCCCUUCCAACGGUGGAAUGAUCGCUGCAGCGACUCUGGGGUCCGUGGUGGGGCUGGUCGCCAUGGUGCUCAUCCUCAUAUUCAUACUGAAGAGGAGGCAGGACACGGAGGAGGAGAUGGCCAACGAGAUCAAGGAGGACGCUCAGGCGCCAAAGCGAGUGUCGUGGGCCAAGAGCAACACCGGCUCAGACAUUGUGUCAAAAAACGGCACCCUGUCCUCCAUAGCCACCAGCCCCCGCUCGCAGGACCUCCACCAGCCCAAAUUCCCGUACCCGUACUCCCCCAUUUCGGCAUCGGACACGGGCUCGGUGAUCAACGCCUACCAGCUGCGACCCGGGACGGCCUGCAGCCUGCAGGGGCUCCCCGGGUACAACAUGGGAGGCGGGACCCCUGUACGCAAACACAAGAGGCCGCCCAGCGCGAACGGAGGGCCCCCGCAGGUCGCCAGGGGCCCAGUGGUUGGCACCCUGCUGAAAAGAACUGAGGGGCCUCAGCCUCAGGUUCCUGGCCCGGUCGCCGCGUCGCCGCACAUCAGCUCCUCCACUCUGACGCGCAUGGGGGCCAUCGCCGUCAUGGUGCCGGCCCAGAGCCAAGCAGGCUCCCUGGUGUAGCCAGCAGAGGACAGAUGGAGAGAACGUCUCGGGGUGCAGAACAUUUCCUCAUCCGAGGAGAAAAUGUCCGACGAGGGACUUUAUUUGCAAAAACUUUACCUUCAGGUUGUUGGAGGAAUCAAACUCAGUGCAGCGUUCCUCGUCUCUCUAUAGCAUUUGUUCCAGAUGCGGCAUUCACGCUCAAUACAGAGAAAUAUAUAUUUAUUUUUACACGCCUCGUAAUGGAAUCCAACUGUUGAGAUAGGCUGGUUAGCAUUUUGUCUCGAUAUAAAAACACUGAAAAGUAUCCUAAAGGGUUUUGCAGCUGAUGGAAAAUGAAAAUGUUUUGACUACAUUUCUAAGCUUUGUAUAAUAACCUUAUAAUGGACAGAUUUAUGUCCCUUUCUCCCUGCCUGUGUAGGGAUUAGUCUUCAGUUUACCAGGCGUUAGUUCUGAGCAAAAAAAAAGGAAAGAAAAACUCAAAGUUCAGGUGCAAGUAUUUUACUUUCCUCGACUUGCUCACGUUGUGUUUAAUUAAAAUGUGUGCAGAAAUAUCAGAGUGAUUCCGUGGUGUGGUACUGAGCGUUCAUUUUUAAGGAGUACUUUACCUGUUACGGUAGCUUGAACGUGAACUAAGUGUUGAGUGUAACGUUGAUGGUUUAUAAUUACGGUGCUUGAUUUUUCAUCAGCCACUGCAGACGUUUAGGCCGUUUGGGUUUUAACAAAGAAAACAGCUCGGCGGGUUCAGCCGGUUCUGGUUUUCUUGCAAAUGCUGGAAAUAAUGUGGCUGAUGCUGUGAAAGCUGAAAUAUGUAACUUUUAUUUAUUAGAAGGUAUAUUGUUUUUUAUAUAUACAUAUUUGUUAAAACUUUCACUUUGUCAGAACAGUAUUAUACAUAACCAUUUAUCUGUAAAAUUAAAAAAAAAACAAAAAAAAACUAAUAGUUAAUGCGAGCAAUCUCGGUCAGAAACAACCAAUCAGAGUUACUAGAAAGCCGUCAAUCAAGCUAAUGUACUUGCUGCUAAAUGUGCAGAAACUACUUACCGGUACAGAAAAGCUGUUUGUUCACAGUUAUCUGUGGCUAUGCUAACUAGCCUUAGCAUUUACGGCAGACUGUUGUGGGUUAGCAGCUGUGCUAAGAUGCUAACACCAUCCUCCUGGCUCUGAUUGGUUGUUUCUGACCAAGCAGUGAAACCACAGGGAGGAGUCCGAGAAGUGCAAUUUUUUUUUUCCACAAUCAUCGUAAUCAUAAUUCUUCUGAGCAAGAAUUAUGACCAUACAUACUGUCAUGACACAGUGGCAAUUUUAACAAAUAUGUAAAAACAGUUUCUUAAUGAAAGUUACCUACUGCAGCUUCAAAAGGUUUCACAUGUUAUUUUGAAUGCAGUUGUCAUUUCUCACGUUUAUUUUGUUGUUUUUAAAUAAAAUGUUCUGGAUUGUUUGACCACUAAUGUGAGUUUUAUAUUUUGAACAAUACGGAAAAAAAAAUGACCAAAGUGUGAAUCAGGCACAAUAUAUUUGUUUAGAGGAAGAUUAGAUGUUUUAUUAUGGAGUGCAAACACAACCUUUCCGCUGACCCCAGACUAGAAAUCUGGAUAAAAACACACUCAAAAUGCACUUACAACAUCAGACGGGACAUGGAAGGCCACUUGGAACAAAAAUGUGUUAUUGACACCAACGUUUGACUCUUUACAAACUAACAUUUUAAAGACAUCUAAUUUUAUAAAGCUAUUUGUAGUAGCAUAAAAUUUACAUUUUUUCAGUAACUAGUGAAUGUAACUUUGUAUUCUAAGCUUAUAAACUGUGACAGUGAUGUCGUCUUCAUACCUUUAUCUCUCAGUUUAG
This is a messenger RNA of Xiphophorus maculatus (southern platyfish), 3493 nucleotides long. RefSeq names its product endothelial cell-selective adhesion molecule-like (gene esamb). The coding region runs from base 380 to 1669 and encodes 429 amino acids. Gene Ontology annotation, biological process: homophilic cell-cell adhesion. The record is from RefSeq and is a predicted model, not a curated record. NCBI's taxonomy places the organism in Eukaryota, Metazoa, Chordata, Actinopteri, Cyprinodontiformes, Poeciliidae. The transcript has 7 exons. Gene Ontology annotation, molecular function: cell-cell adhesion mediator activity. Gene Ontology annotation, cellular component: plasma membrane; adherens junction.